AUGGUUCAGGUACCGACGACCACCACAGGGUCGAGCUCGACCAUGCGAGCCUCGCCCGCCAGUGGCACGAACAGUAAUACGACUUCGACUCGUGGGAAGCCUGCUACGACCAGUAAUGCGAACAAUCCUGCGGCAGCACCGCUUCCUCUCAGCGCAAUGCACUCUCUGCCGCUCGAUAUGACCAGUGUCGAGAGGCGGGGACAGCCAACUGCGAGUCGGGAGACUAUCAAGAGAAUUCGACCACAUAAAUUGCAGGAGGCACCCACAUACAGACCUACCUUGGAAGAAUUCAAGGACCCCUUCGAGUAUAUGAAGAAGAUUGCGCCAGAGGCUUCGCAGUACGGUAUCUGCAAGAUCAUUCCCCCAGACUCGUGGAAGCCAGACUUCUCGAUUGACACAGAGAGGUUUCAUUUUCGGACGAGAAAGCAAGAGCUGAAUUCCGUUGAAGGCAGCACUCGCGCAAACCUUACAUAUCUUGACCAACUUGCCAAAUUCCACAAGCAAAAUGGUACGAACCUCAAUCGAUUCCCCAGCGUGGACAAGCGCCCCCUCGACCUGUACAAGCUCAAGAAGGCCGUCGAGACACGAGGAGGCUUCGAGAGAGUCUGUAAACACAAGAAAUGGGCAGAGAUUGGUCGAGACCUGGGAUAUAGUGGAAAGAUCAUGUCAUCAUUGUCAACAUCACUCAAGAACUCAUACCAGCGAUGGCUACACCCAUAUGAGGUAUAUCUAAGCUCGGCCAAGCCAGGCGUCCAUCAACAGCUGGAGUACGAAUAUGGUGGUCCACUCACUCCCUCGCCCGCAAACUCGCCCCUGAAGAAAUCGCAUCAACAUACACCAUCAAGCCUACGGGGAGAUUCUCCAGCUAUUCGAGCUUCAGAUGCGCUGAAUGCGUCCAUGAAGGAGGAGUUUCUCGACAGAGGCAUGAAGAAUAUUCCAAGACUGGACUCUCCAGCAGCCACACCGACACCAACGCUGGCACCGCAACCACAAUCGGCCACAUCAGGCUUCACGGCUGUAAAUGCUGGAGGCUUCACCCCAGUCAACACAGCUCCAGCGACUUUUACCCCUGUGGCUAAUAAUAGGCGCGAACGUGAGGAGAAUGGUUUUACUCCACCCAGACGACAAUUUGACACUCCGAUAGCCUCUGCUAAGAACACUCCAGAGUAUCGGCCUUCAGCUCUCGGUUCUGCACCAGUCGUCAAUGGCUUCACUUCCAACCCCAUGCUGAAGAGACAACUCUCUCAUGACAGCUUAGACUCGAGAGGAAAAGGUAGCCAGCCUGAAGACAACGAAAACGGUGGGCGACGCAGUAAGCGCCUCAAAAAAGAUGCCGUGCCGACUGUGGCUGGAUCCCACAUGACCUUAUUCCGACCGACGCAACCUCGAAUCCCAGGAGAGCACGGAUCGUUCGCGCCAGGCGAGAAAUGUGAACAGUGUGGGAAGGCCGCCGACGACUCUACCAUCAUGCUCAUUUGUGAAUCUUGCAACAAUGGAUACCAUAUGGCUUGCCUCGAUCCUCAGGUCACCCAGAAGCAGGACAAUAACGACUGGUAUUGCCCGAGAUGUCUUGUUGGGGAUGGACAGUUCGGUUUCGAAGAAGGUGGGAUCUACUCACUGAAGCAAUUCCAACAGAAGGCUGCAGAGUUCAAGGAGACCUACUUCCAAAACAAGAUGCCAUUUGAUCCUGUCUUCAACUGUCCACGUCCAGUCACAGAAGAUGAUAUUGAACGAGAAUUCUGGCGACUGGUUGCUAGCUUAGAGGAAACUAUCACCGUUGAGUACGGUGCUGACAUCCAUUCGACGACCCACGGCAGCGGCUUCCCCACCAUCGAAAAGAAUCCCCUCGAUCCAUACUCGAACGAUCCCUGGAACUUGAACAUCUUGCCUCUCCAUGCCGACUCGUUAUUCCGCCACAUCAAAUCCGAUAUUUCGGGCAUGACUGUUCCUUGGCUGUAUGUGGGCAUGAUUUUCUCCACAUUCUGUUGGCACAAUGAGGAUCAUUACGCCUACUCGGCUAAUUAUCAACACUUCGGCUCCACCAAGACAUGGUAUGGUAUCCCUGGAGAAGACGCAGAGAGAUUCGAGGCAGCCAUGCGUGAAGCAGUACCAGAGCUCUUCGAGACGCAGCCAGAUCUUCUCUUCCAACUGGUCACUCUUAUGACCCCUGAGCAAUUGAAGAAGGCCGGUGUCCGGGUCUAUGCUUUGGAUCAGAGAGCUGGUCAAUUCGUUAUUACUUUCCCUCAGGCAUACCAUGCAGGAUUUAAUCAUGGCUUCAACUUUAAUGAAGCUGUGAACUUUGCACCUAACGACUGGGAACCAUAUGGCGAUGCUGGUGUUGAGCGACUACAACAAUUCAGACGUCAACCCUGUUUUUCGCAUGAUGAGCUCCUCUGGACCGCUGCUGAAGGUGCUGCUACUGGUGGUGUCACAAUUGCUACAGCAAAGUGGCUUGCUCCUGCUCUUGAACGUCUUCGAGACCGCGAACUCGCGCAGAGAAGACAUUUCCUCGAUAAGCAUAAAGAGAAGCAUGCAGACCCUUGUGUUGCUACCGAUGACACCGAAGGUGAAAGCCCUCGUUGUCAGCUCGGGCUCGGAUUUGCCAUCGAUGAAGAAGACGUACCGGAAGAGGAGUAUCAAUGCACGUACUGCAAGGCUUAUGCAUAUAUCUCCAGAUUCAAGUGCGACACUAGUGGCAAGGUCAUGUGUUUGCUCCAUGCUGGUAAUUACGAAUGUUGCAGUAUGACGGAGGAUCAACGAUAUGCUGGUAAAAACCACACUCUUCACUGCCGGCGUACGGCAGAAGCACUUGAAGCGAUCCAUAUCAAGGUGAACGAGAAAGCUCAGCUACCCGAAGCAUGGGAGGAGAAAGUCAUGACGGCUAUGCAAGAGUCUGCGCAACCUUCCUUGAAAGUUUUGCGAGCCCUCGUCAAUGAAGGAGAGCGCAUUCCGUUCAACCUUAAAUCUUUACCCGAUCUGAAGCAGUUUGUUGAUAAAUGCAACGAAUGGGUCGAGGAAGCCACCAACUACAUUGUACGAAAGCAACAAAACCGUCGCAAGAACGAGAAAGCUUGGCGCAAAGGCAGUAAAGCCGCAGAAAUGGAGGAAAGAGAUCGCGAGUAUAGAAAAGUCGAAAACAUCAACAAGCUUAUUGAGCAGGCCGAGCGACUUGGCUUUGAUUGUCCUGAGAUCACUCAACUAAACGAGCGGGCCGCAGCUAUCAAGCAAUUCCGGGCAGACGUUUCAACUGUUCUCCAAAAUGUGGCUUUGCGCAAGACUACCGAGUUCGAGGAUUUGCUGGAGAAAGGACGAUCCUUCAACGUAGAUCUGCCCGAAGUUGAUAAGCUGGAUAAGAUGGUUCAGCAAAUGAAGUGGAACGACCGUGCUCGCGACAAUCGAGGCCAAUUUCUGACAUUGAAGGAGGUUGAUGAUCUUAUCGAAGAGGGUGAAAAGCUCGAGAUUCCCGAGUACAAUGAAUUUCUUGGCCAUUACAAGGAGCAAAGCUCUCAAGGUCGAAGCUGGGAGAUCAAGGCGACUGAAUUGAUUAGCGCUGAACUGAUUCACUAUCCUCAAUUGGAAGCUUUAUCCGCCCAAGCUCAAGCGGCCGCACUUCCGGUGUCCGCAGAGACGUUGGCUGCUGUCGACCAGAUCUUGGACAGACAAAGAGAUGCACACCGACGCAUCGUCUCGCUCUACGACCGCAGCAGGAACGAAGACUUCAAGAAGCGACCUAAGUACCAAGAAGUCCGUGACACUAUGGAUCAACUAGCGGAGUUGAACAGUAAGCCUAAUGGUACACUGGACCUCGAGAAGGAACAGAAGCGGCACGAGGAUUGGAUGCGAAAGGGCAAGAAACUCUUUGGCAAAGCGAAUGCUCCGCUGCAUAUUCUGAAAUCUCACAUGGAAUAUGUUUUCGAGAGAAAUGUUGACUGCUUUGAUAUCGAAUCCGACAAGCCGAGAAUGCCAGCAGAACCAGCUUCUCGAGAACCAAGUCCUUCUGAUGCGAAGCUUCAUAGCUGGGAGGAUCCGAGAUUCAGGGAAGUCUUCUGUAUUUGUCGUCGCAUUGAGGCUGGUAUGAUGAUCGAGUGCGAGCUUUGUCAUGAAUGGUAUCACGGCAAGUGCUUGAAGAUCGCACGAGGAAAGGUCAAGGACGACGAGAAAUACACUUGCCCUAUCUGUGACUGGCGUGUCAAGAUCCCCCGCGAUGCGGCUCGACCUAAGCUGGAGGACCUACAAGCUUGGCAGGACGAGAUCCCUGCAUUACCUUUCCAACCUGAUGAAGAGGAAGUACUUGCAAAGAUCAUCGACAAUGCACAAGACUUCAGAAGCCAUGUUGCACCGUUCUGCAAUCCUGUCAUGGCCACUGCCGAUGAGUGCGAAACCCAACGUUUCUAUCUUCGCAAGAUCGAGGGUGCCGAGAUUCUACUGUCUUACGAGACAAACUUCUUCCGACAAGAGCUUCACAAGUGGUCGCCAGUAGCACCAGAAGCCCCGCCCCUCCUCGAAGUCUCCAAGUCGACCAGAAAGCCUCGUCCAACAAAGCUACAGAAGCUGAUGGCACAACAUGGUGUUGAAGAUCCUGAGCAACUUCCUCAGAGUGUUCGUAUCAAGCCUCAUAUUGUCAACAAGCGCAAGUCAAGCGAGCCUUCGUCUUCACGACCACCGCCUCUUCAACCUGCUCCAGGACGAUCUGAUUCUGGCACCCCAACAUCGCACAGCUUUCCUAGCUCCGCGACUAUGCAUCCACAUGGUGGUCCAACUUUAUCUGGCCUACCAUCUGCACACGAUCAUGCGCAUCCAGCCCAUUUCGGCGGGUAUGCAGAUCCCCAUUUCUCCAUGGCUUCUUCAAGCGCGUCACCUGCCUUCGCCCCUCAUGCUUUCCUUCCCGGUGGUAUGCAGAGUCCAGGAUUUGGCUCACGACAGCCGGGCAUCUUCAACGAUGCAGCUUAUGGUAGUAUUGAUUCCGUUGCCCUUGGACCUGGAACUGAUAGUCCUAUGCGAGAGACUUUUGGCGAAUCUCCUCAAGAUUUGCACGGUGUUUCGAAGUUUAUGGAUCCUCCAGGACUCGCCAUGUCUCGUGCAGGCAACAAAUCAAAAGGCAAGGGACGUGCAGAAAAUAAUGAACCUGAAGGAAGUCCAUCAAGUACAGCAGGUGAUGUUGGUACACGAGGUCGAGCCGCUGACGAAGUCAGUCGGGAAGAAUGGCCGCUUCCAGAGACUCAUGAAGAAGAGCAAGGAGAACCGAAGUGGGGAGCAGAUGUCGAUAUGGAUUUGUUCCUCAAUGAACAACCAUAA
Molecule: messenger RNA, 5295 nt
Organism: Mollisia scopiformis
Lineage: Eukaryota; Fungi; Ascomycota; Leotiomycetes; Helotiales; Mollisiaceae
Product: PLU-1-domain-containing protein
Exons: 6
Coding region: 1-5295 (1764 amino acids)
Biological process (GO): chromatin remodeling
Cellular component (GO): nucleus
Molecular function (GO): DNA binding; histone demethylase activity
Source: RefSeq, a predicted model, not a curated record